Lolium perenne is the source of this 449-nucleotide messenger RNA. RefSeq lists its product as uncharacterized. Lineage: Eukaryota; Viridiplantae; Streptophyta; Magnoliopsida; Poales; Poaceae. The record is from RefSeq and is a predicted model, not a curated record.
AUGACAACGGAAGCACCAUUUUACCCACGUGAGAAGAUUGUGCAGCAGCAGCAGUAUUUCCAGAAGUUGAGCAAGCACACCCACCUUAAAGGGCGUUACGACGUGAUCACAUCCGUUGCCAUUCCCCUUGCGCUUGCUGGCACCAGCUUGUUCAUGAUUGGCCGUGGGAUCUACAACAUGUCCCACGGGAUCGGGAAAAAGGAGUGAAGUUCUGUGGGCUUGCUAGUUACCCCAGUACGAGGCAUGGAAGCGAUACUGUCCAAGCUAUGACAUCUUCUUUGUUUGCAAAUAAUUAUUGUCAAAGAACGAGGGUCCAUUUCCAGUUCUCUUUUGUUGGUGUUUGUGGAUAUUCCAUGUCAGCAAAUUGAUGCUACACUGGCAAUGAUGGUGCUAUAACAUCGGCAUUGUUACCUUUUCAGUUAAUCUCAUAUUUUCUCCUAUAUGAUUUA